CAUAUAGUUUCUGUUAAGUGCAACACUAUCGCUCCAAUAUGGCAAGCCCUCCUACAUCAGCAGCAACAGUAGAAAACAGUGCACCGGCUAAUAUGAGCACGAUCAGUGUGAUAUUCUGCUCUCCGAUCAUCAUUUGUUCCCCUCAAUUCCUUGGCCCCUCAAUUGAAUGCACCAACGGACAACUUUGUGAUUCAGAGGAUCGAAAUCGAGAGCAUCAACCGAUCAGCUCACCGAAUCAACAUCAAAGAUCACUUCACUCGAUCAAUAAUGAGCGACACGGAUACUCUAGAAUGGCAUCUUCUUCAACGACCUUUGAAGACAGUAUGACCGAGAUUAUUAUGGACGAUGUUCCCAGUGAUAAUGAACCAACUUCGGCUAUCCUUGACUAUUGCAAAAGGAAGUUUCUUCGCCCUUAUAUGACAAUACUCGCGCUAGUUGGGUUAAAUCCGAUCUCAACAGAAACCACGCAAUUGAAAGCUUGUUUGAGCUAUCUUCAAGCUAUGAUUAUUAUGGUCAUCAUAUGUUUUGGAUACUUUCUUCAAUUUUUAGCUUCAUACAGAGGUGAUCGAGGUUUCACAAAUGACAGAAAAGAAGCUUCAAAUCUUACGAGCUUCCAUUUGAUGAGCCUUCAUAAUUGGGGCGAAAUAGUGUUCGGUUAUAUCAUACCGAAUGCACUGCAUCUUAUUGGAUUUGUAACGGCAAUUUUUGUAUGUAAGGUCAUCGAUAACGAGCAAUUGCAGAAUCUGAUUGAGCGAGUUUUUUUGAUGUCAAUGAAACCCAAACGACUAUGUACGAUUCUUUGGGUUUAUGUCGGACUGGGAUUGGGUUUUCUGACGCUUCUCUUGGCAUACGUCAUACCUUCGGUGUUGAUGCAGAUGCAGAUUGUACAAGUUGAUUGGAUGCCAGUGGAACUAGUACCAUAUGAAAUGCCAAUAAAGCUUACUCUUCUGUGUACAAUUUUCACUCAGGAUCUUGUGGAAAUAGUCAUCUUGACAAGUUACAGCAUAGAGUGUUAUUUACUGAUGGUCCAUUUGCAGACGCUUUCUCAAAAGCUUCUUAUGCAUUCCAUAGAGAGCCUGGAUUGGAUGAGGGAAGUUUUGGAAUUUCGAAAACUAUUGGAUCAUCUUAACAACAAGUUAUCUCUACCGGUCUGCUUCUUUACUGUUAUGAAUCUAUCUAACGCCUUAGCAGGAAUGAUAUUUCUCUUCAAGGACUUUGAUUUUCAAUACACCGAAUUGAAGGUGGUCAUUUUGAAUAUCGCAAACGUCCUCCUUUGGCUGCUAAUGGGUCUUAUGCCGUUCUUCACAGCAUCAUCUGUUACACGUGUUUGUCAAUUGGCACAAGCUAAUGGCCAUCACAUUCGCAUUCGACCCUUUGUCUAUCGCAAUACUUCAGCUGAUGAUCUCAAUUCUACGCUACUUUUUGCAUCAUCAUUGAAUAUGUCCGCGAAAUUGUUCCGCAUGCCAAUUCAGCAAAACUAUCUUUGUUUCGCCAUCUUAAUAAUAUCCAUUGUGACUCUCACACUGGGAAUGUGCCUUAAUUUUUCGAUGGGAAUUUUCUAGAAAAAUGUCGUCGUCAAAUGUGCUGUUAUGUAGUGUGUGUUAUUUAUACGGUGUGUUAAUAAAAAUCUCUGUCUUUUGUUUUCCACUAGAAAA
Molecule: messenger RNA, 1655 nt
Organism: Episyrphus balteatus (marmalade hoverfly)
Lineage: Eukaryota; Metazoa; Arthropoda; Insecta; Diptera; Syrphidae
Gene: GrlHz
Exons: 7
Coding region: 39-1562 (507 amino acids)
Source: RefSeq, a predicted model, not a curated record